Molecule: messenger RNA, 954 nt
Organism: Helicoverpa zea (corn earworm)
Lineage: Eukaryota; Metazoa; Arthropoda; Insecta; Lepidoptera; Noctuidae
Exons: 1
Coding region: 569-931 (120 amino acids)
Source: RefSeq, a predicted model, not a curated record
AGCAAGGGGUUAGGCUAUCACUGACGAUGACUGGUCGGUUUAGAAAGGAAAGUAAGUUUCUCGAUUGCAAGAUCCACUUUCUAAGUAAAAGGUUUGAAAUACCUUAUAUUUUCCAUUCAGGAGAAAUGGACAGAAUUGCACUAAGUGUCUUGUUUUGCUUAUUUCGGAUUAUUACACGGGGGGAUCUUGACUUUUGGAAAUCUGAAGUAGCUUACCUACAUAAUUGAAGCAGAAUGCAUUCAUAAAACUUCGACAUAAAUAUGCAGUGUGUGUGAAUCAAAUAUGUGGUACAUGUGAUCCUCAACUACCUUAACUAUAUUACUACAAAGGUUCAAUUAAAAUAGGUUUGAUGUGGAUGAAUUAAAAAGUUUCCAAACCAAAAAGUUUCCACAUCAAAAUGAAACCGUACACAAAUGACAUCUGAAAACAACAUCCAAGAAAAACAUUACCAAACGUCAAUAUCGAAGUUCAUUUUUGCAUCAAACGCGAAGAGAAAAAGUUUCGCAAAAUGCACAUUAGCUACAAUAACAUAAAAUUAUUCCGAGUCAACAUACCCAACUUUAUGUAAAUGGCUUGUCAUACGAAGAUUUCCAACAAAAUGAAGGAGGAAGAGUUGGCUAUCAAGGGAGCCCAUAUUCUAGGCCCCAGUGUCGAGUCCAAGUUUGACGAACUGAAAUAUGAAGUUAUUCAUAAGAUCGACAAGGAACUGACGGAUUCGCAGAACGCAAGGGACUACAUAUGCCAGAAAUAUGACGAGCUUUGUAACAAAAUACAGUAUUUGACGGAGUUAGACGCCACCGUCACGGGGUUUAGAAGUGACGUGAAAGCUAUUGAAAAGCAGAUCACGGAACUAUCCAUGAGGGUCGAUGAUAUUGAGAAGAAAGCUAUUUGUAGGGAGUGCCCGUCUAUUACUUCUUCUAAUAUGUAUUGAGUAAUAUAUUGUUUUGGUCUUGA